UUUUAUACAACUUUUAGGCGCUGGUAAUGGACUUUUUGACCAUGCCAGAUCGUAAUUCAAUUUUUUUUACAAUCAACUCUGUUGGUUUAUUAACACCAAUGUACGAUGACUUUCCUGAUGGUUAUAAGUCUAAAGUUUUGUAUAUUAUAAGACUUGAACCUAUUGAAGUUACGAACAAUAAUUAUGACUCGAUACUUUUGUGUGGAGAAGUGUCACCGAACCCGUUUGAGGAUUUAAAAGCAAUCACUGAAAAAGCUUUGUUAAAUUUGUUCUCUAACAAAGAGAAUUUUUUCAAAAACUGUUCAGAUGACAUUAUAGUGGAAGUUCAAGACAGGCUUAAUGAUUUCCUUACAAACAUAAAUAACAUGUCAGGACAGAUGAAAAACCGUUCAAUAUUGACAUUACCUUAUGGCUACAACAACAUAACUAAUGCUUUAAAAGCCACUGAAAUGAGUGAUGGAAAAAUUAUUGAUGAUGUGUUAAAACAAAGAUUGGAAAAUAAAGUGUAUACUUGGUUCAAAGAAAUGAAAGUAAUGGUAGCGCUCAAGCCAGAAGUGAUUUUGGAGAAAGAUCCCGCUGCGUCGCCUACCCAAUACCUUGCUUUUUGGAAAAACCGAGAAGAACAAUUUAUUCAUUUUCACGAACAAAUUGACCAAAAGAUUGGAAAUUUCUUAACCAUUACAAAAAGCCCAUGCAUGGAUAUUUAUAAACAAAUAAUAGAAACAACAGUGACUGAAAAACUAGAAACGAAUCUUAUAAAUAUGUUUUUAUCUACUCUAACUAAACACAUAAAUACGAUCGAAGGAGCUGGUUUGGUCGAUUCGAAAGAAGAAUUAUGCAUUUUAUGGAGAAAAUUGGCUUUGAUAUGGAUAAAUUGUCAAAAUUUUCAAAAUUACAGUUAUAUAAUCAUCUUGAUAAAAGUAUUAUGUAAUAUGGUCAUGGCUGAAUCUUCAAGAUAUUUAGAACCAACUGCUCUAUUUCAAGGUGAAUUAGCGGAGAACUUAGCUAAGAUUUAUGAUAUUCUAGACAUUUUAAGUUAUUUCAAAAAUCAAUUCAAAGUUACUCAAACAGAAUAUCUUCAAGAACAAUUUGAUAAAUUUAUAUUGACAAAUUCUGUUUCACGUAAUUACAAACCACGUAAUUGGAACUUCCACACAAAUGACCUUUUUCAGAAUCUUGACGCAUUUGAAGAUCGGUUAAAUUGCAUUAAAUCGAUGAUAAUAAAAUUUAUUGACUAUCAAAAAUUGGAAAAAGUGGAAGUGGGUGGACUUAUAGGUUGUUGGUAUAGCCCAAUGAUUGAAAACAUGUAUCUUCGGUUUACAAAGUACAUGGAAAAGUUGGUUUCUAUAGCUUACGAUCCAUUGGACUUGUUAAAUGAUGUGAAUAACGCGUUGUUUGUGGAGGACUACAAUUUCUAUUUGAACAUGUCGGACGAUAUUGACAAUCGCUUAGCCACUGUUUCAAAAGCCUGUUUCGAAAACAUCGACAACUCAAUGUCAUUUCACAAGUUUAUUAUGAUAUUUGGUUUGGCCGUGUUGAAUCGACCUAUCGUAGCGGCUGCCGUGGAAAAACAUUACGAACAAGCGUUGGAUCUACUGGACCAAGAUUUGGCCCGAGAGUUUAAAAUUAUCGACCGUCUAUCGGGAACGGCGAUGUCUACCGAAAUCAAGAAAAGUGACUUUUACGAAAUGUGUUUCAUACCAGAAGAAAUGGAUCUAGAGUACCCACUCAUUGCUAGGGCGAUGAUGUGGGGUAACUCACGGAUAAAUAAUCGAUUGUUGGAAGAUUUAAAUACUAUUCGGUCUUUUGACUUACCAAUCAUGAAAACCCCAAGAGGAGAUCAAAUCAAUAUAAAGAUUGAACAAUUAAAGGAUAAAUUUAAAAAAUAUUUAAGUCCUUUAUUUGAGGAAUGGCAGCGUGUUGUACCACUUCAGAUACAAGAAAAAAUAGUGCAACCACUAUUCACAAUCAACAAAAAUAACACAAUCAGUCUAAACUUUUCUGAAGAAUUGGAUGCCGCAAUUAAAGUAACCAGAUACAUAAUACUCUGUAAUUACAAUUUCAAAAAUCCAAUCUUAACAAUUGGAAUAGAUGACAUACCAUACGAUGCAAUUAAGCUCUAUAAACGAGAAAAACUGAUUUUGACAUAUAAAAGAGAUAUCGAAGAAAUUGUUAAAUGGUCAGUGAUGUUAUUUAAGUUCUUAUAG
Molecule: messenger RNA, 2207 nt
Organism: Acyrthosiphon pisum (pea aphid)
Lineage: Eukaryota; Metazoa; Arthropoda; Insecta; Hemiptera; Aphididae
Product: dynein beta chain, ciliary-like
Exons: 12
Coding region: 27-2207 (726 amino acids)
Source: RefSeq, a predicted model, not a curated record